UUCCCUUUGGAAUUGGGGCUGGAAAGGAGCUGGAGCCAGGAAUUUUCCCGUUCCCAUGGAUCCGGAUCCCGGCUGAUCCCGAGGCCAUGUCCACAGCUGGAAUUUCGGGAAUUUUGGGAUCAUUGCUCCAGCUGGAGGAAAACUUCUCCUCCUGCCUGGCCCGGAUUGACGCCCUCAUCCUCAAACCUCUGCUCCAGGCAGAGCCGCAAGAUCCAAAGGAAAAGGAGAACUUCCAGCUCUUGGUGCUCCUCAACGAUCGCUUCCAAACCCUCUGGAAUUUCACAGAGGAGAAUUCCCGGAUCCUGAGGGGGAAAUCCCAGUUGGAAAAUUCCGGUUGUAUCCAGGAUUUUUACAUCCUUUGGAAAGGAGAACUUUUCCUCAGCCUCUACAUCCAGUAUUUCGUCACCUUCGCCAACUUUGUUGUGGUCCAGGGCUUCGAGCAAGCCGCCAAGAGCAAGAGCGAGGUCUGGAAGCUGCACAAGGCGGUGCUGAAGGAAUUCCUGCGGGAUUUCACCUCGGAGAGCUCCCUGAGCCUGGCCCUGCACUCGGUGCUCCACAAACCCUUCCGGGAGCACAUCCAGAGCUACCUGCGGCUCCUCUCGCAGCUCCAGGAGCAGCUCCAGGAGGGGUCGGAGCGGGAUGUGGUGGCCGCUGUGGCGCAGGAAUUCGGGAAGCUGGAAUCCUUCAUCGGCCAGGUCCUGGAUGAAGCCGGCUUCACCAAGGAGCUCUGGAAAUCCUUGGGAUACAAAUUCACUGACAUGCUGUGUGUCCCCGAGAGGAGGCUCCUGGAGGACAGCAGGAACCUUCCCAUCGCUUCCGGCACCGCCCGCUCCGAGCGGCUCCUGCUCUUCGACGACGUCCUGGUGCUCAUCCAGGGAAACAGCUUCCAGAGUUUUGAUCUGAAGCUGGUGUGGGUGGAUGAAAACUGCGGAGAGAAAUCGGCUCCAGGAUUGUACAGCCUACGCAUCACAACCCCGGAAGAGACGUUCGUCCUCUCCACCAAGGACCCUCAGAUGAAGGCCGUGUGGCGGUGGAAGCUGGAGCAGGCCGUGCGCCAGGCGCUGAACGGGAAGCGGGAUUUCCCGCUCUGGGGCCGCAGCGGGGAAGGCAGCGAGGCCCCAUCCCGCCGCUUCUUCACCUACGUCUUCCGCAUGGAGGGACGGCUCCGCGGGGCCACCUACGAGGGCGAGUGGCUCUGGGGGAAGCCCCAUGGCAAGGGGACGCUGAAGUGGCGCGAUGGACGCAACCACGUCGGGGAUUUCCAGGAGGGCCUGGAGCACGGGUUUGGGAUCUGCCUGGUCCCGCGGCGCUCCGAGGACCGCUACGACUGCUACAAGUGCCACUGGUACCAGGGCAAGAUGAGGGGCUACGGAAUCUGUGAGUAUGGGAAUGACCUGGUCUACAAGGGCUACUUCAAGGACAACGUGCGCCAAGGGUUUGGGAUCCUGGAGAACUUCUCGGCUGAGCAUCCCUUCAAAUACACGGGACAGUGGGAAAAGGACAAAAAGAACGGAUACGGAGUCUGGGAAGACAAGGAGAGAGGGGAGAGGUACAUCGGGAUGUGGUUGGAUGACCACAGACAUGGAGAAGGCAUCGUGGUGACCCAAUCAGGGCUCUGCUACCAGAGGACAUUCCAUGCGGAUAAAAUGGUGGGCUCGGGAAUUCUGCUCCUGGAAGAUGACUCCGUCUACGAAGGGAACUUCACGGAAAAUCUGACAUUCGUUGGAAAGGGGAAGCUCUCCAUGGCCAACGGCUUCGUGCUGGAGGGGACGUUCAGCUGGCGCGGCGGCCGCGGGCUCGGCACCCACGGCGGGCUCAGUACCCACGGCGGGCUCGGCACGGCCACCGAGCCCCAGCGGCCGCGAGCCACAGCCCAGCUGGGCCUCAAGGAAUUCCCAGUGGAGAAGAGAUGGACGGGAAUCUUCGAGCAAUUCCUGGAAUUCCUCCAUUCCGGCUGCAAGGAGGAAAUGGAGGAAUCUCUCACGGGAUUCCACAUCCAAACCAGCAAGGAGCUGAGGAAAUCCCAGGAAUAUCUGUUCUGCCAGAGAGGUGCUGAGGAGAUUUCUUGGAAAAUUGAGGAGAUCCUGGAAGAGCUCGUCCAGCACCAGGAGCCGGAGUCGCUCCAGAGUUAUUUGGAGAAGGCGUUGGAAUCUUCCCUUCAUCCCUUGGGAAAGCUGCUCAGGGCUCUGACCGUGGCGUUCCAGGCAACGUAUUCCGGGAUCGGCGCCAACCGGCACCUGCUGGCCAUGGCGCAGGAGGAGGUCAAGUUCUACUCCAAGAAAAUUUGGGAAUUCUACCAGGGUUUGCUCCGGCUGGCCCUGGAGCGGAAGGGCCGCGCGCCCUCCGAGGAUGAGGAUCCCAGUCUCGGGAAGGGCUCCAGCCUGGUGCUGCCGCUGAUCCUGCCCGGAUUCUAUCCCGAGCUCUACAUGCUCUACAUGCUCCAGCACCAGCGGGAGGACGAGCUCUACUGCCAGGGAAUUGUGGAGCUCAGCCUCUUCCCAGAUAUCCAGCUCCUGGAAUUCUUGGAUGUGCAGAAGCACCUGUGGCCUCUCAAAGAUCUCACCCUCACCUCCAACCAGAGGCGUUCCCUGAUCAAGGAUAAAUGUUUCCUGUCUGCCACCGAGUGUCUGCAGAAGCUCAUCACCACGGUGGAUCCCAGGGAGAAGCUGGAGAUCCUCCGGAAGACCUACGAGGAGCUGGAGCGCACGGUGUCGCGGCUGCUGGACGCCGACUACCGGCUCCCCAUGGACGACCUCCUGCCGCUCCUCAUGUUCGUCGUAUCCCGAGCCAAGAUCCAACACCUGGGAGCUGAAAUCCAUCUGAUCCGGGAUUUGAUGGAUCCGACCAACCAGGGAGGAAUGUUGGACUUCCUGCUGACAGCACUGGAGUCAUGCUAUGAACACAUCCAGAGGAUCCGGCUCCAUCCAAAGGAAAACUCCCACAGCUCCUGAUCCAUAGGGAAAAUCCCAAAUUUGGGAAUUUUCCCAAAUUUUCCGGACCAAACCCCGCUGGAAAAAGCGGGAAUUGUAUCCCUGGCUGCCUUAAAGGGAAGAAUUCCUCCCCAGCCGAGGUUUUCCUGAUCCCAAAAACACUGGAAGGGCUGGAAUUCCCAUCUCCAAGGUUUUUUUUUUUUUGAGUUUUAUCCCCUUUUCCCGCAAAUAAUUCCCAGAAAAAAAAAUCUCCUUUUCCUGCUCGGGAUGGGUUUUCUUUUAUUUUUUGCACUGGAGAAUUCCCAGAAAAAGAAAGAAUUUCUUUGGGAAAAACCAAUUUUUAAUGGGAUUUCUCGGACUGGGAAGGAGAGCUUAUCCCAAAACUCCUAAAAAUUCUGGGAAUGAGAGGAGAUUUUUCCUGCCAUUCCUUUUCCUACUUUUCCCAACUCAGGACUUUUCCAAUUUCAUUUGGAAGCUGCUAUUCCCAAAUUUCCCAAUUUUCCCAUGCUCCAAGAUUUUUAUUUAUCCUUGGGAGACCUCAGGGGUGAUCCCACACCUUGGAUAAUCCCGUGUUUCUUUGGAAUUCUGGGGGAUUGGCAAAAAAAAAAAAAAAAAAAAGGAUUUUUCCCGGAUUUUGGGAAAUUCUGGGAAAACAAAGAGAAAUUAUGGAAUAAAAACUCCAAUCCCAGCUGGAUUCGUGCUCUGCCAACCCCAGAGGUGCUUUGUGCUCCGAGCUGGAAUUUCCCUUUGGAAAAAGAAUAUUUGGGAUAUUCCCAAUGGAUAUUUGGGAUGCUGUUCCCAGCAUCCCAAAAAAAUAAAUUAUUUUUAAAAUAAUUUAAAAAUAGCCUAAAAAAAAAUCUUAUUUUUGACAGUUUUUAUUCUGUUUUUUUUUUAUUUUUCCUGGGAUUUUUUUUUUUUUUCUUAUCCAGGAAAAUAAAACUCCCCAAACUUUUUCCAGCUGUUUUUCCCAAGUUUUCCUGAUUUUCUAAAUUAAGGAAAGUGCUCCUUGAUCUUUUCGGAAAAGAAGAAUCGGAAAUCCAACGCUUUCAAAAAUUGGGAUUUUUGUCGUUUUUCCCUUGGGAUUUCUUCAUUUUUCCCAGGAAUUUUUUGCCUUAUCCAGGUGACUCUGGGAAAACAAAACCCCCCAGGUUUUUUUCCUCCCAUUUUUCCCGAAUUUUAUAAUUUAAUGAAUAACAGAUUAAUUACAGGAAUUAAUAUAUUAAUGAGAGAAUCCCAUGGGAAGAUUGCCAGGAAUUUUUAUUUCAAUAAAACUCUUGGAAUUUUGAAGAAAUUCCAGGAUCCACGUGCUCCUUCUUCCAAUCUUCUUCGUUUUCAGGAAUUUGGGGAUUUUCUAAAUGAAGGGAAAAUGGAUCCUUGAUAUUUUUGGGAAUGAAGAAUCGGAAGUCCAAAGCUUUAAAUAAAUGGAAUUUUUGUCAUUUUUUUCCCUUGGGAUUUUUUCUUUUUUUUUUUAGUAUUUUUCUCAUUUUUCCAAGGAAUUUUUUUGCCUUAUCCAGGUGACUCUGGGAAAACAAAACCCCCCCAGGUUUUUUCCUCCCAUUUUCCCCAGAUUUUAUCCUUUAAUAAAUAACAGAUUAAUUACUGUAUUAACUAAUUAAGAAUUAAUAUAUUAACGAGAGACUCUCACUGGAAGUUUGCCAGGAAUUUUUAUUUAAAUAAAUCUCUUGGAAUUUUGAAGA
Messenger RNA from Vidua chalybeata, 4627 nucleotides. RefSeq names its product ALS2 C-terminal like (gene ALS2CL). The record is from RefSeq and is a predicted model, not a curated record. The transcript has 26 exons. Lineage: Eukaryota; Metazoa; Chordata; Aves; Passeriformes; Viduidae. Bases 87 to 2951 code for a protein of 954 amino acids.